GUGGCGAUGUUUGUGCAUCUCCACUCGUCGCCGCUGGUGGUGCGCCAGACCGCGAGCCUCCCAAAGCCGCUGAACCCGGCGCACCCGUUCAGCUUCAGCCUCGACCUCCAGCCGAUCGAGAUCCUCGACGUCAAGGAAGAGCGCCGCCUCCUCUUGCAGUGUCUGCAAGAAUGCAACAAGCAAGUGUGCUGGCGCAGCGAAGUCGCCGACGUGCAUACCUUCCGCAAGGUCAUCUCGUACGGCUGCCGCGCGCUGCACUUUUCGGGCCACGGCGUGCCCGGCAAGGUCAUCUUUGAAAAUGGCACUUGCGAAGCGCACUUUUUAUCGCAGCAAGAGCUCAAGACGCUGCUCCUCGCCGGCGUCCAGGGCACGUCGCCCGAGAACACAAUGCGCCUCGUCUUUGUCAGCGCCUGCCACUCCGAGAGCGUCGCCGAGGCCUUUGUCUCGGCCGGCGUCCCGCACGUCGUUGUCGUGCCCAAGGAAGACAAGGUGCUCGACCAAAAGGCCAUGGAGUUCUCCAAGGCCUUCUACACCGCGCUCUUGGCAGGCCACAGCGUCUACAAGGCUUUUGAAAUCGGGCAGGUCCAGGCCGACAUUGUGUCGAUCGCCGACCACCACCAGUCCAAGUUCAAGCUCCUCGGCAAUGGCGACCAUGCACGCAGCCACCUCUUUUCCGACCUUGCGCUCGGCAAGUACCAAGACUUGACGCCGCCGCUGCCGAUCAACGAAUGCGACGCGGUCGCCGAAGUGUUUGUUGGGCGGUCGAUUGAAGUCCACGCAUGUUACACGGCGCUCGUGGAAGGCGCGCGCAUGGUGUGCCUCACGGGACCCGCGGGCAUUGGCAAGACCGAAGUCGCUCUCCAGACGUGCCAGUAUGCGACCGAUAGGUACCUCUUUGCGCGCAUCUUUUUUUUGCGCUUUGCCCUCGCGACGACGCCGUCGUCGCUGUCGCUGCGGCAAUACCUCAUGGGUCGGCUCGCCAAGAGCUUCAACGUGCCGCUCAGUGACGAGACCGAUGUCGACAGCGACGAGGCGCUGGAAAAACUCACGGACCGCAUCCGCGACAAGCUCGAAUCGUCCGCGUCGUCGCAGUCGACCAAGUACCUCCUAGUCAUGGACGGCUGCAACGCCCUCUUCCUAAACAAGGCGCUGGCCCCGGGACUGAUGCCGCAACUCCGGUCCGUCAUUUCCCAGCUGCUACGCCGCGUGCGGUCACUGAGCUUGCUCCUCACGAGCGACUCGCGCCUCGGCGGCGGUACCGGUAUGGACUGCGGCGUGGGCGAGCGCAUCAUCCCGAUCGAGCACCUCCCGCCGAUGGACGCCGCACUGCUCUUCACAGUGCGCGCGCCGCGGCGGCUGCAGAUCCACGAAAUGGGCGGCGACCUCCACGCGUUUAGCCGUGGCGUCGUCAUGGACGCACUGGGUGGCCACCCGCGGACGAUCUGCGCCGUGGCCCAACUGCUUGAAGUCCGCGAUUUGCAGCGCGACGAGCGCGAGUUUCUCCACUACCUCAUCCCGUCGGUGAUCGCAGGCCUCGACCCGAGCUCCAAGCAAGACUUGGCCAACGACUACUGCCCGCUUUUGCCGUAUGGCCACGCACGGCACCCGCAUGGGCUCGUCAAGUCGGCAUCGAGCCGCGUCGCGUCGGCGCAAAUGGACCCAACACCGUUGCGCAAGCACGGCUCGUUUCUCGACCGCCGGACCGACGCUGGUGGCACCGAGGUGGCGACCGGCGGCAUGUCCCCCCAGCAGCUGCUCGUCUUUGCGGUCCGUCAGCACGCACGGGCCCACAUCUCGUCACCAGAAGGCUGCGUUGUCUGGGCGCACGCCGUCGUCGAGUACGAAGCGUCGACGCCGCACGUCGACGGUCGGCGCACGACCGCUGUACCGUUUGAGCUUCUCGCGCAGCAAAUCAGCCGCUUCUUUGCGUCCAAGGUGCGCCAGGCCGCCGUCGAGCGCCCGCUCUCGAGCCGCUGCAUGGAGUUCCUUGCGUCCUCGUCGCUCAUUUGGGGGGCCCCUGGCCGGUGUCCAAAAACAAAGGAAAAUGCAGUCGACGUGGCCAUGUUUGCGGCGUUCUGGAGCUGGUUUGAGCCGCUCAUUGUGUGCAUUCAAAAGACCAACGUGUGGGCGUUCAAGCACCCGCGCCUCCUCCACGGCUUCAUCUCCAAAGAGGCGUCGAAAGCCAUGCUCUUGGCGACGAACGCGCCGGGCACGUUCCUCUUGCGCUUCUCCGAGACGCGCCAGUCGUGCCUCGUGGUCGCGUACCUCACGGCGAGUCUCCGCGUCGAGUUUGUCCCGAUCGAGUUCAACCCGAUCUCGUCGACGUUUGAGAUGCGCCUCCAAGACGAGAAGGCCCGCGUCGUGUACCCGUCGCUGUCGCAGCUCGUGCUCAGCAUCCACGUGCUCACGUGCAUUUACCCCAGCACGCCCAAGGCGCUCGUCUUCCACAAACCCGAGUUGGCGCAGCAAUAAUGAGACCCCAGCCUACUAGUACCCAGAUCGUAUAUCGACGCAGCAACAGGUGGCUCAAAGAAAAGGUAUAAUGUUGUGGUUGUG
Molecule: messenger RNA, 2556 nt
Organism: Saprolegnia diclina VS20
Lineage: Eukaryota; Oomycota; Saprolegniomycetes; Saprolegniales; Saprolegniaceae
Exons: 6
Coding region: 7-2472 (821 amino acids)
Biological process (GO): regulation of transcription by RNA polymerase II; signal transduction
Molecular function (GO): RNA polymerase II cis-regulatory region sequence-specific DNA binding; DNA-binding transcription factor activity, RNA polymerase II-specific
Source: RefSeq, a predicted model, not a curated record